Oppiella nova is the source of this 558-nucleotide messenger RNA. NCBI's taxonomy places the organism in Eukaryota, Metazoa, Arthropoda, Arachnida, Sarcoptiformes, Oppiidae. The record is from the annotation of a GenBank genome assembly.
ACUCAGUUGAAGUUUGGAAACAAACCGACGAUUAAUGCGAAAGUGAGUCAAACGGUUACUCUUAAUCCGACACAAAAGGCACAGAAAAUCAUAGGAAUCGGAGGUUCGAUGACAGACAGCACCGGAUUCAACAUCAGAGCACUUCCGGAAGCCCUUCAGAACCACUUAAUUAGAGACUACUUCUCCAAUGAGGGACUCGAAUACAACUUAAUCAGAGUUCCCAUCGGAGGCUCAGACUUCUCAACCCAUGCCUACACUUAUGAUGACAACCAUACCGACGAUUUUGAUUUAACACACUUCAGUCUUACAGAUGAUGACCGCAAUUAUAAGAUACCAUAUAUGAAAAUGGCUUCAAAAGUAAGCCCAUAUAAAGUGAAAUACUUUGGGAGUCCGUGGGCAGCCCCUGCCUGGAUGAAAAAUAACAGUGAACUGAUACAUGGCGGAUUUCUUGACGCUUAUAAGUCCAAUGGACUCGACUUCUGGGGCAUUACUAUAGAGAAUGAGCCCAAAGCUGGCGACCAAAAGCAGGGGCUGCCCACGGACUCCCAAAGAAUUUAA